GCAAACUGCCUGACUAAGGUUAACUUUUAUUUAGUUCAAUAAUACAUACAUGAUGAGGGGUGUAGGAUUUGGGUAGCGUAGUCGAGUGUAGAAUGAGAAAAGUGAUAAUAAUAAAAGGUAACUUAUCAUAGGUAAGGGUAAUGAUUAACUAACUAACUUAAUGUCAAAGCUGUUUUAUAUCAUCUAGUUUACUAGAGGAUGAAUUCCUUAUUAGGGCAACAGAAUCAAGUUCUCAUGAAUCCAUAACACUCUAUAUUCAGCUCAGGAUGUUACAGUCCAAAUCUGUCUCAGGAUAUAAUUCCAAACUCGGUUAAGGAUGUUAGUUAUCCAUAUUCGGAACAAGCGAGAAAUCAUUUUUGUCCAGUCUUCAUACUUUAACCUCUCUCCGUUCGGGGUUAGCCCACUCCGUUCACUUCGGUUUUUCGGUCAAAGCACUAAGCCUCCCUCCUCUAUGCCCAUCUAGUCUGGUUUUGUCCUAGCUCCACUGGUAUAGUUUAGGCAGCCCUUUGAUCGUUAGUGAUGAGUUUCAUUUCUUGUUCAGAUAUUUCAUUACAUCACCCCGCCGCUAAUUUAGAAUUGGUCCUCCAAUUCAUCAGUUUACUGUGUACAGUCAAAAGGGUGAAUAAUUUGAUGUGUCCUCUGUGUGACUUUGAAAAAGGGGAACCUGUUACUUGCUAUGGAUUUAGGACAUAAUGUAAUUAAUUGGCUGUCAUUUGUUGUAAAUUAUAUUUUGUUGAUCUUUAAAUUUAUUGCUUUUCAGGUGUGCUUGUUCAGGUUCAUCCGGUUGUUAAUCACGUAAUUUUAAAAUUUAUUGCUUUUGCUUCCUUGAAUUCAUUUAUUGGGUUUUUCCAUCUCAUUUAUCUGCUCAUUUUGAAGAAAUUUCCUGCUGUCUACCCAGUAUUUAAGUUGAAACUCGUUCUGCUUUCCUUCCAUUCUUGUUAUUCUGAGUUUAAAGUCAACUCUCUUCUUAACUCCUGAAAUGCAAUCUCUUCGCCUUUUCAAUAUUUUCGCAAGUGAGGAAGGAGCUGGAGGAAAUGAUGCUCCGGUUGGUCCGUCUCCUCUCCAGCCUCCUUCAGGCGCUCCUGUUGCAGGUCCACGACCACUUCCAGCAGCCAAUCCACGACCACUUCCAGCAGCCAAUCCACGACCACUUCCAGCACCCAAUCCACGACCACUUCCAGCACCCAAUCCACCACCACGGCCCGAAGCACCCGGUGUCAGUUCACGUUCAACGGUGGCUGGCCCAUCCAGUCGACUCCGUACUCCUCUCACUCGAGUAAGAAUACGAGACAGAUGUAAUGAGUGGUCUUGCGAGACAACUAAGUGGGGUUAUGAUUCUAACGGUAAGCUCCAUCGCGUGGUCGACUUUGGUGGCUUUCGUGUCCAGGACAAUGAGUUGGAAGAUCCCGACGAUCUUCACAGCGAGGACGAGAUCUCCACUGCGGAGUUGAUUACGUAUAAACCCCUGUUUCAGGCUGAAAAAGAGGCUAGGGCUUCCAUAGUCGAUAAUCCGGUUAGGGUGCGGUGUCUCUACUGUCACGCCACAUUCAAAAAGAUGGGUUAUCUAACUGAUCACCUCCUGGGAAGGAAACACACCCGGAAACAAUCUUGGCACAUUCCAUGUACGGCCCGGGUAAUCAAGGAAAAAAUCCCAAAUAAUGGCUUCGUCCCAAAAGGAGAGUAUCUGCCCAAGAUGUUUCCCUGGUGUGAGCCUGCUUGCGUUGAUCCUGAUUAUGAAGGAGGAAGGAAGGAUUACACUAUUCCUGCGGACCUUCAGGCUGGGAUUGAUAAGCAUCAUGUUGACAUGCGACCCACGACCCAGCUAUCUCUCUCUGUAUCUGCAUCUACUCCUGCAUCAUCUACCCGGCGUAGUUAUUUAGAUAACCCAAGAAAAUAAGUUGUUAUUACUUUCUUAUUUGAAAAUAAAAUUGAAUUUGAUUAUA
Molecule: messenger RNA, 1943 nt
Organism: Tetranychus urticae (two-spotted spider mite)
Lineage: Eukaryota; Metazoa; Arthropoda; Arachnida; Trombidiformes; Tetranychidae
Source: RefSeq, a predicted model, not a curated record